GAGACCUGAGUCAGCUCCAUCUCCACCCAAGCCAAACCAAACCUGAGGCAGGAGCCGAAACUCACAGUCCCUCAAGGCCUAUAGCCAGGUGAUGGAGGACGAGGAGAAGGCAGUGGACACCUUGGUGAGCAACAUGGAAGCUGCUCAUUCUCCAUCCCCCAUCCGCUGCUGCUGGCUUCGCCUCCGCUACCUGGCAGCUACUAGCAUUAUCUGUGGCUGCUCUUGCCUGGGAAUCAUGGCCCUUGUGUUUGCCAUCAAGGCGGAAGAGCGGCAUAAGGCAGGCCGGUUCGAGGAGGCAGUGCACUGGGGGGCCCGGGCCCGGAACUUCAUCCUGGCCAGCUUUGCCGUCUGGCUUGCUGUCCUCAUUCUGGGCCCCCUGCUUCUGUGGGUCCUCUCCUACGCCAUCGCCCAGGCUGAGUGACCCUGGGUGGCCUCUGCUGAGAGUCAGCGAGACCUCCUGGAUCCUGCAGUGCAGCGUUGCUAGGGUCUGGGGUGAGAAGUGGUCCUUCCUGGCUGGAGGGAUGGUGCCUCUUUCAAAGGGCUUUGGAAGAGAUCUUCUAGACCUUUCUAAAAGGAGGCAGCAGCUGAGACUGGUGAGGGGAGGCCAGCCUGCUCUGUUCUGUCAGUGCCCACCAGCCCCUAUUUCCCCCAGCCCACCACAUCCUAGGAGCCUCAACCCAGAGGUGGGGUUGAAAACCAGGCCUGAUUUUAUUAGAAUUUGUUUUGUAAUAAAAACUUUUUAGUAGUGAAA
Messenger RNA from Suricata suricatta (meerkat), 751 nucleotides. RefSeq names its product transmembrane protein 265 (gene TMEM265). The transcript has 3 exons. Gene Ontology annotation, cellular component: membrane. The coding region runs from base 92 to 421 and encodes 109 amino acids. Lineage: Eukaryota; Metazoa; Chordata; Mammalia; Carnivora; Herpestidae. The record is from RefSeq and is a predicted model, not a curated record.